AGCCGCGGCGGGGUUGCCGUGGAAACCGAGCGUGCUGUGUGGAUGCGGCGAAACGCUGUGGCGCGGCCUUUGCUGUCUGUCUGCGGAGGGAACUCACAACACCGACGUCAAGAUGAUGCUUUCAAGGGCCAAACCUGCCGUAGGCGGGGAUGUCCAGCACACUGACAAAAGAAAGAAGAAAGGUAGGAAGAUUCCAAAACUAGAGGAGCUCCUUUCACAAAGAGAUUUCACUGGAGCUAUUACCCUGUUGGAGUUCAAACGUCAUGUUGGGGAACAAGAAGAGGACACUAAUUUGUGGAUUGGAUAUUGUGCCUUUCACCUGGGUGACUACAAGCGCGCUCUGGAGGAAUACGAAAAUGCUACAAAAGAAGAGAAUUGUAAUUCUGACGUCUGGGUGAACCUAGCUUGCACCUACUUCUUUCUUGGGAUGUAUAAACAAGCCGAAGCAGCUGGAUUUAAAGCUUCAAAAAGCCGACUCCAAAAUCGCCUCCUCUUCCACUUGGCUCACAAGUUUAAUGAUGAGAAAAAGUUGAUGAGCUUUCAUCAGAAUCUUCAGGAUGUCACAGAAGAUCAACUCAGUUUGGCCUCAAUCCACUAUAUGCGAUCUCAUUACCAAGAAGCUAUUGAUAUAUAUAAGCGAAUACUGCUAGACAACAGGGAAUACCUUGCCCUCAAUGUUUAUGUGGCCCUCUGCUACUAUAAAUUGGAUUACUAUGAUGUGUCUCAAGAAGUUUUGGCUGUUUACCUUCAGCAAAUUCCUGAUAGUACCAUCGCACUCAAUCUUAAAGCCUGUAAUCAUUUUCGCCUUUACAACGGCAAAGCAGCUGAGGCAGAACUCAAAAGCUUGAUGGACAAUGCUUCUUCAUCCUUCGAAUUUGCUAAAGAACUCAUCAGGCACAAUCUGGUUGUUUUCCGAGGAGGUGAAGGGGCUUUGCAGGUUUUACCUCCUCUGGUUGAUGUCAUUCCUGAAGCUAGGCUAAACUUGGUGAUUUACUACCUUCGUCAAGAUGAUGUACAAGAAGCUUAUAACUUAAUUAAGGAUCUGGAACCUACUACUCCUCAGGAGUAUAUUCUCAAAGGAGUGGUCAAUGCAGCCCUUGGCCAGGAAAUAGGUUCAAGGGAUCAUAUGAAAAUUGCCCAGCAGUUCUUCCAGUUGGUGGGAGGAUCAGCUAGCGAAUGUGAUACAAUACCAGGGAGGCAGUGCAUGGCUUCCUGUUUCUUCCUGCUUAAGCAAUUUGAUGAUGUCUUGAUUUACCUCAAUUCAUUUAAGAGUUACUUCUAUAAUGAUGACAUCUUUAACUUUAAUUAUGCCCAAGCCAAAGCUGCAACAGGCAAUACUAGUGAGGCUGAAGAGGUGUUCCUCUUGAUCCAAAGUGAGAAGAUGAAAAAUGAUUACAUUUACCUCAGCUGGUUAGCUCGGUGCUAUAUUAUGAAUAAGAAACCAAGACUAGCCUGGGAACUUUAUCUCAAGAUGGAAACCUCUGGCGAGUCCUUCAGUCUCUUACAGCUAAUUGCUAAUGACUGUUACAAGAUGGGCCAGUUUUACUAUUCUGCCAAAGCUUUUGACGUCCUCGAGAGGCUGGAUCCCAACCCUCAGUAUUGGGAAGGCAAAAGGGGUGCCUGUGUGGGCAUUUUCCAGAUGAUCUUAGCUGGGAGAGAACCCAAAGAGACCCUUCGAGAAGUGAUCCAUUUACUGAGAAGCACAGGUAACACCCAAGUAGAGUACAUCAUCCGGAUCAUGAAGAAAUGGGCCAAAGAAAACAGAGUACCCAUCUAAGAUAGCCCCAGCAUCCUAGGAACCAGCUUCCACUUUGACAUAAAACUGGAAAUUAUUUUCACUCAAGGUUAAUCUGUGAUACAGGGCUCUGUUUUAUUGACAUUUUCCUUCCUUGCUCUUUAAGUCUCAAGGUCAGUGACUGACUUGCUGAGACCUAGUCUCCUGGCUGAGCAGAGUACCAUAGUCUGUGACCCUGUAUGAUUCUUCUAGCAAUAAGACUUUGGACUUGUCUGGUGCCUUUCUUCCAGAAAUGCUCAGAGUACUUUUAUGUAAUUUACUGACUUUAAGGAAAACAGUAUAACUUUUUUUUUGUUAGCAUUUUAUGGCAUUGUCUCCUGACUGCAAUAACAAAUGUCUUUGAUGU
This is a messenger RNA of Saimiri boliviensis boliviensis (Bolivian squirrel monkey), 2141 nucleotides long. RefSeq names its product intraflagellar transport 56 (gene IFT56). Gene Ontology annotation, biological process: intraciliary transport involved in cilium assembly; intraciliary anterograde transport. NCBI's taxonomy places the organism in Eukaryota, Metazoa, Chordata, Mammalia, Primates, Cebidae. Gene Ontology annotation, molecular function: intraciliary transport particle B binding; protein binding. Gene Ontology annotation, cellular component: intraciliary transport particle B; ciliary basal body; ciliary base. The record is from RefSeq and is a predicted model, not a curated record.